Delphinapterus leucas (beluga whale) is the source of this 634-nucleotide messenger RNA. RefSeq names its product translocase of inner mitochondrial membrane 10 (gene TIMM10). Lineage: Eukaryota; Metazoa; Chordata; Mammalia; Artiodactyla; Monodontidae. Gene Ontology annotation, biological process: protein insertion into mitochondrial inner membrane. Gene Ontology annotation, cellular component: mitochondrial inner membrane. The record is from RefSeq and is a predicted model, not a curated record.
GUGUUUACCCGAAGUUGAGGACAUAGGGGGCGUUGUGGCAAGCCCCAGGCCGUGGUGCGUGCCGUCUGACCUCAAGGAUUAGGAGGCCAGAGAGAGAUCUCUUCCACGGUGCAGGGCUGAAAUGGACCCGCUUAGGGCCCAGCAGCUGGCGGCAGAGCUGGAGGUUGAGAUGAUGGCUGAUAUGUACAACAGAAUGACCAGUGCCUGCCACCGGAAGUGCGUGCCUCCCCACUACAAGGAAGCAGAACUGUCCAAGGGCGAGUCUGUGUGCCUGGACCGGUGUGUCUCCAAGUACCUGGAUAUCCAUGAGCGGAUGGGCAAAAAGUUGACAGAAUUGUCUAUGCAGGACGAAGAGCUCAUGAAGAGGGUGCAGCAGAGUUCUGGGCCUGCAUGAGGCCCCAGGCAGUACACCGUAAGGUGCACCCUGUCCUUUCCCACUUGUCUAAUAAAAGUGCCCCCAUUGGGUGUCAUCUGUGAAGACUGCCAGGCCUAGGCUCUUUCUGGAAAGUCUCCAGGAGCCCAGGGUAUGAUGGAGCUCUUUCCCGGUCGGAGAAGGGGUAUUUGUCACACUGGCAUGUGACUGUGUGUUUAUAUAUAUUAUAUAUUAAAACAAGUUUGUUGACACCUACAGUGU